Hansenula ciferrii is the source of this 3921-nucleotide messenger RNA. It is a transcript of the gene DNF1, whose product is annotated as phospholipid-translocating ATPase. Gene Ontology annotation, molecular function: ATPase-coupled intramembrane lipid carrier activity; magnesium ion binding; ATP hydrolysis activity. Gene Ontology annotation, cellular component: plasma membrane. The record is from RefSeq and is a predicted model, not a curated record. Bases 1 to 3921 code for a protein of 1306 amino acids. NCBI's taxonomy places the organism in Eukaryota, Fungi, Ascomycota, Saccharomycetes, Phaffomycetales, Wickerhamomycetaceae. Gene Ontology annotation, biological process: phospholipid translocation. The transcript is spliced from 2 exons.
AUGAGGUCAGAGACCAUGGGUAUAGGUGAUAAGAUACAUGGUUGGUUUGUAAAGCCCCAGGUAUUGGAACCCAGAACGGUUUAUUUCAAUCAACCUUUACCAGAAAGUGAAAUAGACCCAAAGCAUCAUAGACCUAUAAAGACAUACGACAAGAAUGAAAUCAGAACAACAAAAUAUACACCUUUCUCAUUCUUGCCUAAGAAUUUGUUUUUCCAAUUUCAAAAUAUUGCAAAUGUUUAUUUCUUAUUUUUAAUUAUUUUGGGUGCUUUUCAAAUUUUUGGUGUUCAAUCACCUGGUUUAGCUGCAGUUCCAUUAUGUGUUAUUGUGGUGAUUACUGCCAUCAAGGAUGCAUUUGAAGAUUCAAGAAGAACAAUUAGUGAUUUAGAAGUUAAUAAUAACCCAGUUUCUGUACUUGCGGGGAUUCAUAAUCAUAAUGUUGAUGAAACUAAUUUAUCAUUACGUUCAAAAUUUAAUAAUUUUAAUGCAUCAAUAUUUGUUAAUAUUGUCAAUUUUUUUGCUAAAUUAUUUAGAAAACAACAAGUUAUUGAAACAACAACAGGCCCACGAAUGUCUUUGGAAACUGUUCGUUCAUCUUUAAGAGCAAGUUUAGAUACUAAUACAAAUGAUAUUCCAAAUGAUUUACAUGAAAGAUUGAAUACCAAAAAUGCUAAUAUUCCACAAACAAGCUUCAAGAAAAGUUUUUGGAAAAACCUUAAAGUUGGUGAUAUUGUUAGACUUCGUAAUAAUGAAGAAGCACCAGCUGAUAUUGUUGUUCUUUCAACUUCUGAUAUAGAUAACAGAUGUUUUAUCGAAACUAAAAACUUGGAUGGUGAGACCAAUUUAAAAUCUCGUGAAGGUUUAAGAGAAACUCAUGGAAUUAGACAUUCAAGAGAUUUAACUCAAUUAAAAUUUCAACUGAAUAGUGAAGCUCCAAGUAUGAAUUUAUAUAAUUAUCAAGCUUCUUUGAAAAUUAAUAAUGGUCUUGAUUCAGAUUCAGAAAAAGACAAUGAAGUUGAAGAAUCCGUUAAUAUCAAUAAUAUGCUUUUAAGAGGCUCUACAUUAAGAAAUACUAAAUGGGCUAUUGGUAUUGUGGUUUUCACAGGUCAUGAAACCAAGAUUAUGUUAAAUUCUGGUAUUACCCCAACCAAGAAAUCAAGAAUAUCUAAAGAAUUAAAUUUAUCAGUUUUGAUCAAUUUUGCAUUAUUAUUCAUCUUAUGUUUGAUCUCAGGUGUUAUCAAUGGUGUUUUUUAUGAUAAAAGUAACACUUCUUUCAAAUUUUUUGAAUUUAAAGCUUAUGGUAGUACACCAGCUAUUAAUGGUAUAAUUUCAUUUUUCGUUGCUGUUAUUCUUUUCCAAUCAUUAGUUCCAAUUUCAUUAUAUAUUUCUGUGGAAAUUGUUAAAACCUUGCAAGCUUUAUUCAUUUAUUGUGAUGUUAAAAUGUAUUAUGAAAAAUUGGAUUAUCCAUGUACACCAAAAUCAUGGAAUAUUUCAGAUGAUUUAGGUCAAAUUGAAUAUAUUUUCAGUGAUAAAACAGGUACACUGACUCAAAACGUUAUGGAGUUUAAAAAAGCCACUAUCAAUGGUAAAUCUUAUGGGUUAGCAUAUACUGAAGCUCAACAAGGUAUGGAUAAAAGGAAAGGUGUUGAUGUAACACAAGCUUCACGUAAAUGGGGGAAAGCUAUUGAAGAUGAUAGACAACAAAUGAUUGAUAUUUUAAGUAAAUCAGAAAACCCACAUUUUAAUCCAGAAUCGUUAACUUUUAUUUCAAGUGAAUAUUUAACAGAUUUAUUGAAUAUAGAAAAUAAAGCACAAAGUGAAGCUAAUGAUCGUUUUAUGUUAUGUUUAUCAUUAUGUCAUACAGUAAUGACUGAACCAUUAAAAGAAGAUCCAUCAAAAUUUGAAUUCAAAGCUGAAUCUCCAGAUGAAGCUGCUUUAGUUCAAGCUGCUAGUGAUGUUGGUUAUACAUUCACUAAAAGAACUAGAAAUGGUGGUAUUGUUAAUAUUCAAGGAACUGAAAAAUCUUUUGAUAUUUUAAAAGUUUUAGAAUUUAAUUCAACAAGAAAAAGAAUGAGUGUUAUUGCUCAAUUAGAUGAUGAAAUUCAUAUAAUUAGUAAAGGUGCAGAUUCUGUUAUUUUUGAACGUUUAGAUCCAAAUAAAAAUGAUAAAGAAUUAUUGAAUACAACAGCUGAACAUCUUGAAGAAUAUGCAAGUGAAGGUUUAAGAACUUUAUGUGUUGCUGGUCGUACAAUUCCACCAGAAGAAUUUACAACAUGGGAAAAAAAUUAUGAUGCAGCUUCAUCCUCGUUAGAAGAUAGAGAGGAAAAAAUGGAAGCUUUAGCAAGUGAAAUUGAAUCAAAUUUGAUCCUACUUGGUGGUACUGCUAUUGAAGAUCGUUUACAAAUUGGUGUUCCAGAAUCUAUUGAAACUUUAUCAAAAGCUGGUAUUAAACUUUGGGUUUUAACUGGUGAUAAAAUUGAAACUGCUAUUAAUAUCGGGUUUUCAUGUAAUUUACUUGGUAAUGAUAUGAAUUUAUUAGUUAUUCGUCCAGAAGAAGGUAAAGAUCCAGUACAAGAUAUUGGAUCUAAAUUAGAUGAAAAUUUAAAAAAAUUCAACCUAACAGGUUCAUUAGAUGAAUUAAAAGCUGCUAGAGAGGAUCAUUCAAUUCCAAAAGGUCAAUUUGCAGUUAUUGUUGAUGGUGAUGCAUUAAGAACAAUUUUUGAUGAUGCAGAUUUACAAAGAAAGUUCUUAUUGUUAUGUAAACAAUGUAAAUCAGUUUUAUGUUGUCGUGUUUCACCAGCUCAAAAAGCUCAAGUUGUUAAAUUAGUUAGAGAUUCGUUAGAUGUUAUGACUUUAUCCAUUGGUGAUGGUGCCAAUGAUGUUGCUAUGAUUCAAACAGCUAAUGUUGGUGUCGGUAUUGUUGGUGAAGAAGGUAGACAAGCUGCAAUGUCUUCAGAUUAUGCUAUUGGACAAUUUAGAUUUUUGACAAGAUUAGUUUUAGUUCAUGGUAGAUGGUCAUAUAAACGUUUAGCAGAAAUGAUUCCAUCUUUCUUCUAUAAGAAUAUUCAAUUCACAAUGACAUUAUUUUGGUUUGGUAUUUUCAAUGAUUAUGAUGGUUCUUAUUUAUUUGAAUAUACUUAUAUUAUGUUUUAUAAUUUAGCUUUCACAUCACUUCCUGUGAUCUUUUUAGCUGUUUUUGAUCAAGAUGUUUCGGAUGAUAUUAGUUUAAGAGUUCCACAAUUAUACAUGUCUGGUAUAUUAAGACAAGAAUGGUCACAAUAUAAAUUUAUCUAUUAUAUGCUUGAUGGUUUAUAUCAAUCAGUGAUUACUUUCUUUUUCCCAUACUUGAUUUUUUAUCAAGGUCAUAUUGCAUCAUAUAAUGGAUUAAAUGUUGAUCAUAGAUUUUGGAUUGGUGUUUACGUUACUGCUAUUUCCGUUACAUCUGUUGAUAUUUAUGUUUUAUUAAGACAAUAUAGAUGGGAUUGGUUAACAUUAUUAAUUGAUUCAUUAUCUGUCUUGGUGGUUUUCUUCUGGUCUGGUGUUUGGUCAUCAUCAACAUUUUCUGGUGAAUUUUAUAAAUCAGCAGCACAAGUUUUUGGACAAACUUCAUUUUGGGCAUGUUACUUUGUUGGUACCUUAUUAUGUGUUUUACCGAGAUUUGUUUUCACUACAUUGAAUACCUUUUACAGACCAAGAGAUAUUGAUAUCAUUAGAGAAUGUGCAGUUAGAGGUGAUUUCAAUAAAGAUGAACCAUUCAGUGCUUCUCAAAGUGAUGAAGAGAAAGAAAUUUCUAAUGAAUCUUCACAAAUAACAACUAGAAACUCAUUAGAUAGAGUUCAUACAACACACGAAUUACCAGGAUUGACACAAGCACAAUCGCUAGUCAGAUCCGUUACCCAUGCAUCAUCAGUAAGACAUGAUUGA